AUGUCUAACAAAGGGGAUCGGCUGCCACGGUUCCUGUACGACCAGAUCCCGAGCGAGAUCACAAACUCGGGCGCCCUGAACAGCGAGAUCAAGUCGUCCAAAGACUCCCCGUAUUCCACUGCUGUACCCAGUAGGCCUCCCAAGACACAGAGUCGUCCUCCCUCCUCGCUGACCCUCGAUACCUCUGUGAGCCGAGUUGCGGCCGCCCAUAUUCCUGUCAAAGUUUCCAAAGAUGCGCAGUCGCUCGAGGUGCCCACAUCAGAGAGCAAUCCGGGAAACUCUCCUUUGUAUGGGAAUGUUAACGAGAAGCUGUCCACCAUUUUAAGUGCACCUGAGGAGCCUGAUGGCAACGAGUUUUCCUUUGAGACCUCACAUCCGGAGCAAUCACCGCUACGUGUUUCGAGGCGGAUAUCGCGCGGAUUUCACUCAAACUCGUCGUCUGUGUCCUGGUCCGUGAAUAAUCCUGAGGAGUGGACUCUGGAGAAUGUUGUUUUCUGGUUGUCCACCAACGGUUUCAACGAGAGCUGGAUCUCGCUGUUCACCUCAGAAAGACUUAUAAAGCACGAUUUCCUCAAGCUCCAGUCCUACAAUGAGCUUAAAAAGUAUGUGCCGUUCUUGGUGGCAGACGAAAAUUCCACCCCUACUCGCUUUAUUCAGCUACUAAGAAAAACGCUGGGCAAGAAUUCGGUGUCAAAACUAGAGUUUCCCAGUCCGUCAAUUUCGCUUGUUUCUGGGUCUUCAGUAGACUCUUCUCUGGAGGAGCAGGACCAUCAAGCGAUAGGAGACAAACUGCAGCCCGUGGUAUCUGCUCCUCCGCUGGCUGCAGACGACCUACAAAACAACGACAUGUUCUCAGGGGAUGACGACGAGUCUCAGAGACCGCGGCCUGUGUCGACCAUCGAGCCGUCGACGACUCAAUUUUAUCCCUCCUCGCCGUCGUUCCACUCCAAGGCUUUUUUCAAACGACACCAAAAAAGCAGCUCGUCGGAGUUGUCUUUCUUCUCGUCAGUGUUCGGCAAUAAUCCAGCCGGUGUGCCUCCUGCUUCUGCUGCUCAGCAGCAAAACACUUCAGCGGUGGAGUCGUUUCAGAAGAAGCACGAGAGAACAGGCUCCAAGGGCUCUAUUUCCGACUCGAGCACGCCUAAGAAUAUCUUCAAUAAGUUUUUUGGCAAAUCCAAGGCUGAGUAUGCUUUUCCAAAGAAGGAUUCUCCAGUGAGUCCCUCGUCUGCCAACGGGACCUUCAAGAAACCGCUAGAUCGCAAAGCCACGCACGAAAAGUCUUUCACGGUCUCGAAAAAUAAGCCAAGUGACCCAAAGUUUGAGAAAUUGGGGCCAGUUGGCAAGAAACCGUCGCCGAUCGGAGUCACGAUCCCAGUGGUCACCAAGUCCACUUUACACUCAAAAGACUCGUUUUGGUCGUCGACGUCGACGCUCGCUCCGCCUACCAAAUCGUCGUUUGUUCUGGAUCAAAAAUUCAGGCCUGUCCCGCGCAACAACCGCGACGUGUUUGUCCUGGCAUCCCGUGACAACGUCAAUUUUACCAGGGUCGACGUGAUGAACUGCACCCAUGUUGACGAGUUGAAACGCAAGAUUGCCGACGCACUGAAUAUCAAGUUUCUGUUCAAAGCAGAGUUUGCUCUCACAGGUUUCAACAGCGACCCGGGACAGCCGCUGGAUGACGAGACGUUGGAUGAGCUUAUGAAACGUAAGUUUUUUGGCGAAACCAUGAAAAUCCUGGUCACUCAGAAGGGUCUGGAACGGUACGCAAGCACGCUCUCUGCCUACUCUUCGCAGUCGUUGACGAGCGACAACUCACUGGACCGAAUCAACGAGACUCCGCAGUAUUUGCUCGAGGCAACCAAGAGCGUUGGUGUCGACUACGUGAACUUUAAGGAGUACAUGAGCCAAGAAAAUAACAAAAUGGCGUUUGUUGAGCCGAAGCGGUCGACAAGCUCCUCCCUCACAAGGGCUCGGUCCAUCACAACGACAUCGAACCCGGACCCGGCCACGUUCAGGGUGAUUCGUCCUGAAAAGCGCGAGAUCGAUUUCGACAAGAAGCGCGAGUCGCCGUUCGUUCGUCGCGACAGUCUUGUGGCUCGCCGCACGGCUCCUGCACCACCUGUCCAGGAACCACCUCCAAGCUCUGGCACUUCACCAGCUAACGCAAAAAACAGAAAGCCGCCGCCUCCGCUGCCAGAAACACAUGGCGAGAAAAACAGUAUAUCCAGAGCGAAGACUAUAAAACGCAGCGGAACGCAAAAAACUCUUUUUGAUCCGUUCAAAGAAAACACUGUCAGCUUCGAAAACGCUCCUGAACUCGAGGAAAGCGACGACGCUUCAUCGCUAGACUCGGACGAUGGACUCUUUGCAAAGGCUCCGUCCAAGAACUCAAACCAGAGCGUCAAAGUGCCGACCAACAUCAGCUCUUCGUCCACAGACUCUCCGCUGGAAAUCCGCCCUCCUCCUGAGGUGUUGUACGACAAUCUUGAGAUUUACUUCCCGAACACAGAUCUUGACAAGCUGAUUAUCGACGAGGUUGUGUCGCCUCCAGUUUCGCCGGUCGCAGAGGAGAAGCAGCCUGUGAAACCAGACUACUCUGGUCAUCUCAAGGCCCCUGAGCCGUCUGGAAAAAUCCACCGUAUGAAGAGCAUCCGUAUUGUUGCCCAGGAGGCAAAGAAGGAAGCCCAGAAAAAGCUAGGAAACAAUCGUUCCUCCGGCAGCCUGCUCAGACGUACAAGUACAAAGAUGUGGGGACAGAAGGUGGUAGAGGUUACGCCUGGUAACCGUGCAAGCUACGUGAACAAGUUGAAGAAUCACAAGGGCCAAUAUAAAGAGUUUGCAUGGGUGAAGGGAGAGCUGAUUGGAGUUGGAACGUUUGGAAAAGUGUAUCUCGCACUGAACGUCACGACCGGAGAGAUGAUAGCCGUCAAACAGACGGUGAUUUCCAGCAGGUUCAGGUCUAGCAGAGAAACGAAGGAAAUCAUGGACACGUUCCAUGCGGAGGUGGAUUCUCUCAAGGACCUAGACCACGUGAAUAUUGUCCAAUAUCUGGGUUUCGAAAAGAAAGAUAACGUCUACAGUUUGUUCUUAGAAUAUGUUUCUGGAGGCUCGGUGGGACAUCUGAUAAGACGCUACGGCCGCUUCUCGGAGGAUCUCAUCAAGUUCUUGACAGAGCAGGUGUUGCAGGGGUUGCAAUAUAUCCAUUCCAAGGGGAUUUUGCAUCGUGAUUUGAAGGCAGAUAACUUGUUACUGGAAAUGGACGGUAUUUGCAAAAUCAGUGAUUUUGGUAUCAGCAAAAAAGCCAAGGAUAUCUACACUAACGAGUCAGCAAUGUCCUUCCAAGGAACUAUUUUCUGGAUGGCUCCUGAGAUCAUAGAUAACACACAGCAUAAGGGCUACAGUGCGAAGGUCGAUAUCUGGUCUCUAGGAUGUGUGGUGCUGGAAAUGUAUGCGGGACAACGGCCUUGGUCCGAUUUUGCUAUUGCAGGUGCAAUCUUCAAGCUCGGAAACAAGAGCGCUCCGCCGAUUCCUGAAGAAACACGCAAGAUUAUGAGCAAUACAGGCUCUGCUUUCCUGGACCGAUGUUUCGUGACAGACCCUGAACAACGUCCUACAGCCACUGAACUUCUCAAACACGAGUUCUGCGAGAAAGACGAAACAUUCAAUUUUGCGGAAACAGAGCUGGCGCGCAAAAUGAAGCACGAGGAUACCCAGGAAAAGAAGAAAGCUGAUAUGAUGAUGCAGAGCAAGGCGGUGUAA
This is a messenger RNA of Ogataea haglerorum, 3759 nucleotides long. RefSeq lists its product as uncharacterized. Gene Ontology annotation, molecular function: ATP binding; protein kinase activity. The coding region runs from base 1 to 3759 and encodes 1252 amino acids. Gene Ontology annotation, biological process: protein phosphorylation. The transcript has a single exon. The record is from RefSeq and is a predicted model, not a curated record. NCBI's taxonomy places the organism in Eukaryota, Fungi, Ascomycota, Pichiomycetes, Pichiales, Pichiaceae.